AUGGGCGACUGGAGCUUCCUGGGGGAGUUCCUGGAGGAGGUGCACAAGCACUCCACCGUGGUGGGCAAGGUCUGGCUGACCGUCCUCUUCAUCUUCCGCAUGCUGGUGCUGGGCACGGCGGCCGAGUCCUCGUGGGGCGACGAGCAGGCCGACUUCCAGUGCGACACGCUGCAGCCCGGCUGCGAGAACGUCUGCUACGACCAGGCCUUCCCCAUCUCCCACAUCCGCUACUGGGUCCUGCAGAUCAUCUUCGUGUCCACGCCGUCGCUCGUGUACAUGGGCCACGCCGUGCACCACGUGCGCAUGGAGGAGAAGCGGAGGGAGCGCCGGGCCGGGGCGGGAGAGAAGGAGGGAAGGGCCGGGGAGGGAGACCAGGCCCGCCGGGGACCCGAGGAGGGCAGGAUCGUGCUCCGGGGCGCCCUGUUGCACACCUACGUGUGCAGCAUCCUGGUGCGCACGGCCGUGGAGGUGGCUUUCCUGGUGGGCCAGUACCUCCUGUACGGGGUCUUCCUGCAGACGCUGCACGUGUGCCGCCGCGCCCCCUGCCCCCACGCCGUCAACUGCUACGUGUCACGGCCCACGGAGAAGAACGUGUUCAUCGUGUUCAUGUUGGCCGUGGCGGCGCUGUCGCUGGGCCUCAGUCUGGCCGAGCUCUACCACCUGGGCUGGAGGAAGGCCCGGGGCCGGCUGCGGGGGCCGGGCGCGGGGGCCGAGGGCGACCUCUUCUUCGGGCCCGCGCUGGCGGCACGGCAGAACACAGCCAACCUGGCAGCUGAGCGUGGGGGGCGAGCCCUGCCGGGCCCAGAGGCGGCCAGGGACAAGCGGCGUCUCAGCCACGCCAGCAGCAAGGCCCGCUCGGACGAUCUGUCCGUGUAG
Molecule: messenger RNA, 876 nt
Organism: Ornithorhynchus anatinus (platypus)
Lineage: Eukaryota; Metazoa; Chordata; Mammalia; Monotremata; Ornithorhynchidae
Gene: GJA5
Product: gap junction protein alpha 5
Exons: 1
Coding region: 1-876 (291 amino acids)
Biological process (GO): cell communication
Cellular component (GO): connexin complex
Source: RefSeq, a predicted model, not a curated record